GGUACCGGGCUUCAAAUCAGAUAAUGAUUACAGUUUUACAAAUGAACCGGAUACCAUGUAUACAUUGACAGAUGGCGCGUAAACAUGUCAGACGGGGAAAGUCCAAAUAUUUCUAAGAAUAGAUAUGUAACUCUCCAUCUAGUUUCUCUUCUGCGCAGACAUUUUGUCAUCUACAAAAAUUGCAUGUGCUAUGGACUCCAGACACAAAGAGAUCCUGACAAGGAAUUUACCAGACUUUGUGGACCAAGUGAAUCCUCAACAACUGUUAACGUAUCUGCCAUGUUUAUCACAGUAUAGCAAGGAAGAGAUAGAGACAGCACAGAACUCAAAGUCUAGAAGUUACGCAGCUCAGGUGCUGCACAAUCAUCUGAUAAGAAAACCAGAAGCAUUUGAGCAGCUUAUUGCGGCACUGAGACACGACAGCGUUGGCUGUACAAAACUUGCAGAUCGUCUUGAUCCAAAUCAUUCAUGUGAUUAUACUAAUGGAGCAACAGGUGGACAGGCUGAUAGAAGACAGAGCCAAGCAAAGAGUUGCCAUGUACCACACAGUAGUCCACCAGUAUCACCUGGUGCAGAGGGCUGGUGUCCUAGUCCACAAAGGGCAGUUGAGAUGCAGGCUAUGAAUGGCAGACAUUUCGGAUCACCAUCAAGGUGUGAUCUUGAUACACCCUGGGAAAAAUUGCCUGCUGGGGUAAAACCUAUUCUGAAGAAAUUUGAUGCUCAGCAGUCUUUGAAGAAGAUAGAUGAUUUAGCAGAUAAAUUGGAUUUUAAUGUUGAAGAAACAAGUGUGAUAAAAGCGGAGGUGCCACCAGGAGAAAGUUUAACAUUGGCCUUUUUAGAACGUUGGAUAGGCAGGCAAUCCAAUUCAGUGACACUUAGGGUUAUCAUGAAAAUAUUUUAUGACCUCGAAAAUAUACAUAUUGUUCAUGAGUUGGAAAGAAAGACCGGUGUUAAGUUCGAUGGACAAGAAGAAAGUGAUGUAUCUCCAGAAGGAGGUACUUUUUCUCAAGGUGGGGCAGGACUUUCAGGCCAAGAGAGAAAUAAAGUUGUAGAUGGUAGAACUCGUUAUAAUCCUAACAUCAACAUGCCCGAUGAAAAGAAUUCUGAAACUGACAAAAGAGUGUUGGAUGUUGCAAAAAACAGGCAUAUUUCAAACAGGCAAAGCCCACAUGAGGUGUGUCCUGGCAACACAAAAAGUGUACAAGGAUUGAGCUCAACAUCCUCUGAACACGAUAACAGAAACUGUAGGCAAAUGUCGCAAAAUGACAGUGCAGAUAGUAUUGAGGAAACAAAAAUGGAUAAUUUGGAAAAGUUCAAUGGUUACAGAAAACAAGAUAUUUUACGAAAUAGCUGGGAUGAUGCGCAUAACCAAAGAGAUGUUCAACAUGUUGGGAGAGACGAAAGGUUUAAGGUGAUUAGUAAAAAUGUGACCUGUAAACAUACCAGGGAAUUGCCAUCUAGACGAGCCAAUGAAGGUUUCCUAAUACAUCGGACCAGUCAAGAUGAUGACCAAAUUAAAGUGGAGAAAAAUAACCUGGAUAGAUCUGACUCAAGUUGCAGUUCAAAUACUGAAAAUUCAGCAUACGACAGCAUGCCCGAUAGCAGUAAUGUGAAUGACCUUGAUUCUGGAGAUAACAAAAGGUCAGUCAAUCACCACUCAUCCAACAUCAAUAAUACAGGUGAUGAACCAGAAAAUGCAAAAAGCGCUGCAGGUAGUGUUGAAAAAGUAACUAAAGGGAAUUCAAAAGAAGAUAUGAUUAUUCACAAUUUCAAAGUAGAAAAAACAGAAUGUUCUGAGAGAUUGGCAGAAAUGAACGCAGUUGUAGACAAUUCUGAAAAUCUUUUACAUCAUUCAAAGCACAUUAAUGGUGACGAAGAUGUAUUAAAAGCUGAAUUUUCGCGGAUAGCAUUUGAAGAAAAGAUAUUGAGAGCUGGGCAGAAUUUUAGUGACAUUAUCAGUCAAAGUGAUCCACCAGAAUCAAGAGAAACUUCUAUAUCUGGUAUUUCUGCAUCAUCAUCUUCACCUGCGGAAGGUAAAAUAAAAAUGCCCUCAACAAAACCGGAUUUAAAUAGUUCAGAAAACUUUGUAGACCAUUCUUUGGAGGAUGAUAAGCAGGCUGCUCCAGAAGAAACAAAUUACUCAAAAGAAUGGAACAGCAUUGAAAAUAAGAAAGCUGGAAAAAAAUUGCCAGGACAUGACAUAUCAUUUAGUAGUGCUGGUGUAGAGAUUAACAAUAGUUUUGGUGUAGAGAUUAAUAAUGGUUUUGAAGAUCUUACUGGAAGUUUUAACAUUGACUGGAAUCUUUCAAGAAAUGAAGAAGAAGCAGUUUCUAUGGAUGGAGAAACAGGUACAAGAGAUGACAAAACUGAACAGCCAUUGUUAGCAAAUCAGCUAUCGGACCAACAGCUUGAUCAGUCAAGUCAUGAAUUUUGCAAUCUGGCUCUACAGCGUACUGGUAAUGAGGAGAUGGAAGUAACAAGAAGAGGACCAUUGUCUCUGGAUUUUCCAGAAAGUGCAAGUAAUCAGGUGCACAAAUUUAAAAAUGUUGGUGACACUGUAGGAAGAAACAUGUCAAGUGAGGGAGAUGUUAUAGGGAGCACAACAACAUGUUCAGAACCUUUGACAAUUUACACAACAAGCGCCGAGUCUGUGUCAUUUAACUGCACAAAAGGUGAAACAGUGACAGUGAACACAGAGCAUUUACAAAGCAGUCUGACUGAAGCAGAAAACGAAGUGCCUGAUGCAGUCAUCUACAGAAAUAACUUAACAGAUAAAGACCCCAAGGAAUUUAGUCUGAAAGAUUCAUUUAAAACUAUGUACCAUUUUGUAAAAGUAGCUUAUGAUAGUUUUUUGUAAUGGCUAUGUUGUACAGUUGUGACAAGAAGUACAGAAUUGUAAUUAUUACGUGCAUUAUUAACUGUGAUUAAAACUUUAUUGGGGAUAAUGGUAGAUGUAUAUUUAUAGAUUGAUAGACCCCCAUGCUGUAAAGGUCAAGGUCACUCUCAUCUGUCAAAGAUAUUAGGUCAUUUUUUUUUUGUCCAGACUGGAUGGACACUUAAUAACUGGGCACAAACAUUAACAGAACAAGAUGUGUCAUGUGAUGUGUGCAAAACCUAGACCCAAAAGGUCAAAGGGGAUAUUGAUUUGUGGUUUAAGAUCAAAGAAUGGGAUUUUUAUGCCGCAUGUGGAUUUGCCCUUGUCCGUCCAUCUGUUCGUCCUUCUGAGAAUGUUGUGUCACGUCUGGCUCCAAAAGUGUUUGAUGUAGAGUCACAAAACUUUACAGGAAUGUUGGUCAGCAUGUGUAAUUGUGCACCUGGGGUUUCGUGUCCAGAUUCAUUCAGUGGUGUAGGAGUUAUGGCCCCUGACUUUGUAAAAAUUGGUCAUUUUAGUGUUGUGUCGCGUGUAGCUCCAAAAGUAUUUGACCUAGAGUCACCAAAGUUUACAGGAAUGUUGGUCAGCAUGUGCAGUUGUGCACCUGGGGUUUUGCGUCCAGAUUCAUUCAGUAUUGUAGGAGUUAUGACCCCUGACUUAGUUAAAAAUGGUCAUUUUAAUGUUUUGUCGUGCAUAGCUCCGAAAGUAUUUGACCUAGAGACACCAAAGUUUACAGGAAUGUAAACCAGGUCAAAUCAAAGGAAAAGAUUGUUAACACUCCAGAGGUCACAAUUUCGGCCCAAUUUUAAUGAAACUUGGUCAGAAUGUUAAUCUCAAUAAAAUCUUGGAAGAGUUUGAUAUUGGGUCAUCUGGGAUCAAAAACUAGGUCACCAGGUCAAAUCAAAGGAAAAGCUUGUUAACACUCCAGAGGUCACAAUUUUGGCCCAAUCUUAAUGAAACUUGGUCAGAUUGUUACUCUCAAUAAAAUCUUGGAUGAAUUUGAUAUUGGGUCAUCUGGGUUCAAAAACUAGGUCACCAGGUCAAAUCAAAGUAAAAGCUUGUUAACACUCUAGAGGUCACAUUUUUGGCCCAAUCUUAAUGAAACUUGGUCAGAAUGUUACCCUCAAUAAAAUCUUGGAUGAGUUCGAUAUUGGGUCACCUGGGGUCAAAAACUAGGUCACCAGGUCAAAUCAAAGGAAAAGCUUGUUAACACUGUAUAGGCCACAUUUUUGACUUUAUCUUCAUAAAACCUGGUCAGAAUGUUAAUCUUGAGGAUCUCAAGUUCCAGUUUGAAUCUGGGUCAUGUAAGAUCAAAAACUAGGUCACCAGGUCAAAUCAAAGGAAGAGCUAGUUAAUACUGUAGAGGCCACAUUUAUGGCCAUAUCUUAAUGAAACUUGGUCAGAAUGUUAAUCUUGAUGAUCUAUAGGUCACAUUCAAAUCUGGGUCAGAUGAGUUAAAAAACUAGGUCAAGUCAAAGAAAAAGCUUGUUUACACUCUAGAGCCCACAUUUAUGUCUGUAUCUUCAUGAAACUUGGUCAGAAUGUUAAUCUUGAUGAUCUUUUGGUCAAUAGGUCAGGUGAGUGAUACAGGGCCUUCAUGGCCCUCUUGUUUUAAAUAGCAACAUAUUGUUUUCCCAAAGUUGAUCUGUGUCCUUUGUCAUGUAGUGGGGGCAUCUGUGUCCCAUGGACACAUUUCUAGUUAUUUGUUCAUUAGGAUCUAAUUUCAUGGACUUGCACAAUGUUGAUUAUUUUAAGUACAUAGAAAUUCUGGAGCUUAACAUUAUAUUUUAAUAAAUAGAAUGUAAAUAAUGUUAAAAAAUACAUUGUACUGCCCCAAUAUCCAGACAGGAUCAGUUUUUAGACAUAUAUUAUCAAAUAACCACUUCAUUAAUAACUACUUCAGUUAAGUGUUAUUCAGGUGAUCAUUGUAUCACAUCAUUUAGAUGUUUGCUCUUCAUUUCCAUUAAAAACACUUCGAUGUGUGUUUGAGCCUCACUCUCGCCGUUGAAUUCUUCAUGUGAGGAAGCCAUCCAGCUGGCUUACGGAAGGUCGGUGGUUCUACCCAGGUGCCCGCUCCUGAUGAAAUAAUGCACGGAGGGGCACCUGGGGUCCUUCUCCAUCAUUAAAAGCUGGAAAGUCACCAUAUGACCUAUCACGUGUCGGUGCGACUGUAUUUACAUUAAGUUUAUACUGUUUACUAAACAUCCUAUGGUGGUAUGGAGUUCGUAUGGGGCAUACCUAAUAGUUUUAAUUUGUUGAGGUAUCAAGUGGGGAAGAAGUAAUAAAACUACGUAUUCAAUUUUUGCUGAUGGUUAUAUUUUUUUCUGAUGACAUAGGUUACUUUUAAUUUCACCAUAAAAUUUCCCAUAAAAUUCAGGGCUGUCUGUUUUUGUGCUAAUUUUAUUCAGUAUUUAUUUGAAUUAUCAGGAAUUUGUGUAGGAUGAAUUUCUAGUUACCGAGAGUUAGCUUCUCUUUGACAGGUGCUUUUGGAACUUUUGUUCUUUUUAAUGUACUGUUGGAAUGAUUAAUGAUAAUAGGAUACUUGAAAAAAGUUAAUUUACUUAUUUCUGUAUCAAAAUAACAGCAAAUCAUUUUCAAAAUAUUUGUACAGCUACUUAUUUACAACACAGGGAAAAUAUCUACUCUUUAAAAAAUUAAUGACCAUAUUUGAAGCAAUCACUGUGUGAUGCUAACAUUUUGGAUGCAGUAGGAGCUUAGUUUAUGCAGGGUGGGCUUCAUUUAAAUCAUUUAAUGUUUUUGAGAAAAUGUUGGAAGAACAUGUUGCUAACAAUCUACAGGCUGCAUUUUCUACAUCAUCUAUAUGAAACGUUGUCAGAAUGUUUGUUUAUAAAAAAAUCUAGGACAUGCACAAAACUUCAUUACCCAGGUAAAAAAAAUGGCACUUGAUCAGAUCAUAGUAAACCCUUGCUACAUUUUCUGUUCUGAUCCAAAAAUUUUGUCAGAAUGUUUGUCUUUAUCAAAACUGGGUUAUAUGAGGUCAGAAACUAGGUCACUAGGUCAAAUCAUGGAAAGACCUUGAUAACACUCAAGAGGCUACAUUUUCUACUUAAUCUUUAUGAAACUACCUCAGAAUGAAUUUAUUAAAUAUAGGUAAAAUUCAAAACUAGAUUAUCUAGGUCAAAAACUAGGUCACUGGGUCAAAUAAUAGAUAGAUAUUGUGAACACUUAAAAAGCCACAUUUUUAUGCCCCUCUUCGAAGAAGGUGGGGUAUAUUGUUUUGCAGAUUAUGUCGGUCGGUCGGGCUGUCUGUCCGUAAACCAAUCUGUUUCCGGAUGAUUACUCAAGAACGCUUGGGCAUAGGAUCAUUAAAGUUGAUAGGGAUAUUGGUCAUGACCAGCAAAUGACCCCUUUCUAUUUCAGACUCAAUAGGUCAAGGUCACAGCGACUUGGAACAGUUGAACGUUUUCCGGAUGAUAACUCAAGAACGCUUGGGUCUGGGAUCAUGAAAAUUGAUAGGGAGGUUGUUCAUGACCAGCAAAUGACCCUUCUUGAUUUUGAAGUCAGUAGGUCAAAGGUCAAAGUCACAGUGACUCGGAACAGUAAAACGGUUUUUGGAAGAUAACUCGAGAAUGCUUGGGCUUAGGAUCAUGAAAGUUGAUAGGGAGGUUGAUCAUGACCAGCAGAUGACCCUUAUUGAUUCUGAGAUUAGUAGGUCAAAGGUCAAGGCCACAGUGGCCCAGAAAAGUUAAACUGUUUCAGGAUGAUAACUCAAGAAUCCUUGGGCCUAGGGUCAUGAAAGUUGAAAUGAAGGUUGUUCAUGACCAGCAGAUAACCCCUAUUGAUUUUGAGGUCAGUAGGUCAAAGUGACCUGGAACAGUUAAACCUUUUCCGGACAAAAUUUGAAAACUCUUUGGCCUGGGAUCAUGAAUGUUGAAAGGGAGGUUGGUCAUGACCAGUAGAUGACCCCUAUUGAUUUUGAGGUCAAAGGUCAAGGUCACAUUGACUGGGAAUAGUUAAACCGUUUCAGGAUAAAACACAAGAACCCUUGGGCCCAGGGUCAUAAAAGUUGAUAGGGAGGUUGGUUAUGACCAGCAGAUGACCCCUAAUGAUUUUGAGGUCAGUAGGUCAAAGUCACAGUGACCUGGAAUGGCUUAACCAUUUCUGGAUGAUAAUUUGAGAACACUUGUGCCUAAGGAUCAUGAAAGUUGAUAAGGAGGUUGGUCAUGACUAGCAGAUGACCUCUAUUGAUUUUUUAUAUCAGUAGGACAAAGGUCAAGGUCACAGAGAUCCAGAAGAAUUACACUGUUUCUGGAUGAUUAUUUGAGAACAGUUGGGCCUAGGAUCACGAAACUUUAUAGGAAUGUUGAUCAUGACCAGGAGAUGACCCCUAACAUUGUAGAGGCCACUUUUGAGGUUAGUCAUCAAUUUUAGGUCAAGUUUAAAAAUGGGUUAUCCAAGGUCAAGAACUAUGUCACUAGUUAAAAUAAUUGGAAAACUUGGUUAACAUCUAUCUGAUUUACAUAAAACAUUGUCAAAAUGUUUGUAUGAAAGUCAGGCCAAAUUAGAUGCUAGGUUUUUUCUGGGUGAAAAAUAGGUCAGGUGAGCCAUACAGGGCAUUAAGGGCCCUCUUGUUUUAUGAAUAUGAAUUCAUUAUAGAUUUUAGCUUGCCAGAACUGAAGGCUCAAAGUGAGCUAUUAAUAUUGGUGGAUUAUCCACAAUUUACAUAAGCAUCUCUGGCACUACUGGUCAGAAUUACAUCAAACUUGGUAUGUUGCAUCCUGGGAAGGUCUUCCUUCAAACUUGUUUAAAUGAUAAUAAUUAUGACAUUUUCUCAUGAACUGAUUAAUGAAUCUUCAUCAGCUUGGCCUGUAAUGUCAUUUUUAGGUCCUUUUCAAAUUUGUUCAACUCUGGUUGCUUGGCUUUUUAGGCUUCUAGAGCUAAAAAGAAAACAUUAUGAAUUGCCUUAUGGAUCUUCAUCACACUUGGUCUGUAGGAUCAUUAUAAGGUCUUUAAAUGAGGGCACUUAGCCCCUUCUACCGGCCACAAGAACUAAAACAGAAAAAGCUUUAAAAGACAUUUUCUCAAGAACUGCUUGAUGGAUCUUCAUCAAGCUUCGUCUGUAUCAUUGUAAGGUUCUCUCUCAAAUUAAUUCAUACGAGAGGCACUUUGCCCAAUGAAGGGACCGCUACAGUUAAGAAAUAAAAACUUAAACAACUUUUUUCUUGUGAACGCUUAAUGUGUCCUCGACAAAUUCGGUUUAUAGCAUCUUUGUAAGGUCUUCUCCCAGAUUUUUUAGCUCACAUGUCACAAAGUGACAAGGUGAGCUUUUGUGAUCAUGCAUCGUCCGUGAUUGCGUCCGUCCGUCCGUAAACUCUAGAGGUCACAUUUUUCAUGGGAUCUUUAUGAAAUUUGGUCAGAAUGUUCAUCUUGAUGAUAUCUAGAUCAAGUUCGAAACUGGGUCACGUGUGGUCCAAAACUAGGUCAGUAGGUCUAAAAAUAGAAACACCUUGUGACCUCUCUAGAGGCCAUAUUUUUCGAUGGAUCUUCAUGAAAAUUAGUCAGAAUGUUCACCUUUAUGAUAUCUAGGUCAAGUUCGAAACUGGGUCACGUGCCGACAAAAACUAGGUCAGUAGGUCAAAUAAUAAAAAAACCUUGUGACCUCUCUAGAGGCCAUAUUUUUCAUGGGAUCUGUAUGAAAAUUGGUCUGAAUGUUCAUCUUGAUGAUAUUUAGGUCAAGUUCAAAACUUGGUCAACUGCGAUCAAAAACUAGGUCAGUAGUCUAAAAAUAGAAAAACCUUGUGACCUCUCUAGAGGUCAUACUUUUGAAUUGAUCUUUAUGAAAAUUGGUCAGAAUGUUUAUCUAGGUCAAGUUCGAAACUGGGUUACAUGCCUUCAAAAACUAGGUCAGUAGGUCAAAUAAUAAAAAAACCUUCUGACCUCUCUAGAGGCCAUAUUUUUCAUGGGAUCUGUAUGAAAGUUGGUCUGAAUGUUCAUCUUGAUGAUAUCUAGGUCAGGUUUGAAACUGGGUCAACUGCGGUCAAAAACUAGGUCAGUAGGUCUAAAAAUAGAAAAACCUUUUGACCUCUCUAGAGGCCAUAUUUUUCAAUGGAUCUUUUUGAAGAUUGGUCAGAAUGUUCAACUUGAUGAUAUCUAGGUAAAUUUCGAAACUGGGUCAUGUGCGGUCAAAAACUAGGUCAGUAAGUAUAAAAAUAGAAAAACCUUGUGACCUCUCGUAGAGGCCAUAUUUUUCAUGAGAUCUUCAUGAAAAUUGGUGAGAAUGGUCAUCUUGAUGAUAUCUAGGUCAAGUUCAAAACUGGGUCACAUGCCUUCAAAAACUAGGUAAUUAGGUCAAAUAACAGAAAAACCUUGUGACCUCUCUAGAGGCCAUAUUUUUCCAUGGAUCUUUAUGAAAAUUGGUCAGAAUUUUUAUCUUGAUGAUAUCUAGGUCAAGUUCAAAACUGGUUCACAUGAGCUAAAAAUCUAGGUCACUAUGUCAAGUAAUAGAAAAAUACUCAGUUCAAAACUGGGUUAUGUGGGGACAGGUGAGCGAUUCAGGACCAUUAUGGUCCUCUUGUUCAUAAGGGGCACUUGGUACCCUUUAGGGACCUUUGAGAUUAAAACAGAAAUAUCAUUUAGAAAGGACUUGAUGAAUCGUCAGCAGACUCGGUCUGUAGCAUUCUUAUAAAGCCAUCUGUUAAAUUUCUUCAAUUAGGGGCACUUGGUCCCUUUAAGAGGACAUUAGUGCAAAAAUAUAAAUAUUUUAAUGACUUUUCUGGCAAAUCUUCAUUAAAUUUGGUACAUAGCAUAGCAUCCUGUCUCAAAUUUGCUCAAAUGGAGCCACCUGACCUGUUCUAUCUUUAUACUAAACACAUUUAGUUAUCAAUUAUUAAUAGUCAAUUUCAGAUAAGCGACUUAGAACCAUUUUAGUACUGUUGUAAUUGUUGGUUGUUGGUUGGAAUAUAUAUAUAUAUAUAUAUAUAU
Molecule: messenger RNA, 9814 nt
Organism: Mercenaria mercenaria
Lineage: Eukaryota; Metazoa; Mollusca; Bivalvia; Venerida; Veneridae
Product: dentin sialophosphoprotein-like
Exons: 5
Coding region: 191-2857 (888 amino acids)
Biological process (GO): signal transduction
Molecular function (GO): protein binding
Source: RefSeq, a predicted model, not a curated record